Danaus plexippus (monarch butterfly) is the source of this 1445-nucleotide messenger RNA. It is a transcript of the gene Sptr, whose product is annotated as sepiapterin reductase. NCBI's taxonomy places the organism in Eukaryota, Metazoa, Arthropoda, Insecta, Lepidoptera, Nymphalidae. Gene Ontology annotation, molecular function: sepiapterin reductase (NADP+) activity. Bases 485 to 1285 code for a protein of 266 amino acids. The transcript has 3 exons. Gene Ontology annotation, biological process: tetrahydrobiopterin biosynthetic process. The record is from RefSeq and is a predicted model, not a curated record.
UCAAUAUCUUUAAAGCCGUACUUUUUUUUAUUUCUAAUUAUUCCCACCACUUUAAAAUCUAAUAAUUCUCAUUAUUUGACCUUCGGGUGAGUACUUAUUAUAAAAUGAUAAAGGAGUGAAAUGCUGACACAGUUUUAAUUACGAUCAUAAAAACAUGGCAUACGCUAUGAUCUUUUAGCUAAGUUUGAUGGAUCCCUGGGGCUGUGAAACAAUAAGUACGACAGUUGCGUCAUCUUUCGAAGAUAACUUUAAACCAGAAAAACCAUUUGAUAAGUUAGAAGACUCGGAGGAGUAUCUCGCAGUGUUGGAGCGGAAACUGCAGGCCUUGAGAAAAAAGAACAAAGUGGUGGAAAAUCUCGCCGCAUACCGAGCUGACUGCAUCGAGCGAUUGAUGCGUGAGGGCUGCGACCUGGAACCGGUGGUCGGAGACACAGAAUCUGAGAAACUUCUGGAGGACUAAUAUUAUUAGAGCUUGUAAGUAACUAUGGCCGCAUCUACUAACAUUGAUUUAUCUGGGCCAUCUUUCUGCGUCGUGUCCGGCGCAUCUCAGGGAAUAGGUAGGGCUCUAGCCAUCGAAGUAUCGAAAUGCCUGAAACCAAAAUCUGUCAUGGUGCUACUGGCUCGCAAUAAACAGCAACUUGCGACUACAGCCAGCCUCUGUGAAAAUGAUGGAUUGAAAGUUCUCAUUAACUCUAUAGAUCUGUCGAUAGCAUCAGAGAAAGAAAUGACUGAUGUUAUCAUGCAAGCUCUGGGUGGACAGAAGGUUACCGAUUUUGCCAACUGCAUAAUAUUCCAUAACGUUGGCUCACUUGGUAACUUGGCUGUGGAGACGACUCGAAUGGAAAAUAUCGAGGAACUGAGAGGAUACUAUGAUUUGAAUGUGUUCAAAGUAAUAUCACUUAACACACAGCUCCUUAAAAUAUUUGAAGAGGUGGAGGAUAGGGUUAUCAUUGUCAACAUCACAUCACUGUGUGCCAUCAAGCCAAUGGGCGGCAUGGCUUACUACUGCAGCGGGAAGGCCGCAAGGGAAAUGUACUUCCGAGUACUCGCUGAAGAGAAACGGCACAUUAGGGUCUUGAACUAUUCCCCCGGCCCCGUCGAAACUGCCAUGAUAGAUUUUGUUCUUCAAGAAGCUGUUAAUGAAAACCUCCGAGAUGUGUUCACAUCAUUCAAGAACCAGGGAACAUUGCUGACACCUGAGAUAACAGCUAAAAAAUGUAUCAAGGUUCUGCUAGCAGGAAAGUUCAGUCCCGGGGAACACAUCGACUACUUCGAUGACGAAUAAGCUAAUACUCCUUCUCUCAGAUUCAGCUUUGAUCCAAGUUAGCCGCUUGCUUAACCGAUGCAUAUUGUUAAUGUAGCUCUCUCUAGCAUUUAUAUCUACAUUCCAUGUUUCAUGUAAUUUAUGAAUGCAAUUCAUAUAUAUAAUAAAUGCAUUGAAUUUG